Staurois parvus is the source of this 489-nucleotide messenger RNA. The record is from the annotation of a GenBank genome assembly. NCBI's taxonomy places the organism in Eukaryota, Metazoa, Chordata, Amphibia, Anura, Ranidae.
CAGCUGUUCCAAUCCCCUCCAUAUCAUGUGAUUCAGGUGUUCCAAUCCCCUCCCUAUCAUGUGAUUCAUGUGUUCCAAUCCCCUCCAUAUCAUGUGAUUCAGGUGUUCCAAUCCCCUCCAAAUCAUGAGAUUCAGGUGUUCCAAUCCCCUCAAUAUCAUGUGAUUCAGGUGUUCCAAUCCCCUCCAUAUCAUGUGAUUCAGGUGUUCCAAUCCCCUCCAUAUCAUGUGAUUCAGGUUUUCCAAUCCCCUCCAUAUCAUGUGAUUCAGGUGUUCCAAUCCCCUCCCUAUCAUGUGAUUCAGGUGUUCCAAUCCCCUCCAUAUCAUGUGAUUCAGGUGUUCCAAUCCCCUCCAUAUCAUGUGAUUCAGGUGUUCCAAUCCCCUCCAUAUCAUGUGAUUCAGGUGUUCCAAUCCCCUCCCUUUCAUGUGAUUCAGGUGUUCCAAUCCCCUCCAUAUCAUGUGAUUCAGGUGUUCCAAUCCCCUCCAUAUCAU